AUGGAUGAACAUCUAUUGCACAUAUCAAGCAACAACUCAAUCAUUGAGGUUGAGUUCGUAUAUGAUUCAAAGACGGUGUUGUUUUCGAGGCCAUGCAAAGAUUCAGUGAAGCAAUUUUUGCAGAGAUGUGAGAUAAAAUUAAGUUCUCCGCAGAAAAAGAAGAAGAAAAAUUUUUCGGGCGAUUCAUUUUCUGACGUACCGGGAGUUACUUGUAUUUUUCUUUCAUCUGACCUCAUCAAACUAAACAAUGACCUUUUACUGGAAAAGGUUCUCCUGGACGACAGCAAUAAGUUCCAAAUCAAUGAUAUCGUGUACUCAUUGGUUAUCAACUUACCCAAAGUAGUGUCAGCCACUGUUUCAUCACACGCAAUGGCAACCUACUUGAUCCAACCAACAGUUGAAACCCAAUUUUCGUCACACUUUCAAUGCAAGUGGUUUGUAGAAACGGAGCCUAGAAGUUAUACUGAAGUUAGAGAGGGAAAUGUUUACGAACCGCCCGUGCAUUUUGUCAACAAGAAUUUUAAGAUUGAGAUCACACCAUUCCAAGAAGAAAGAAGAGGUAAAACUGUUACAGUGCUUAGCCAGGCGCCAAUCCAGGCCCCAGUUGGAGAAACGCCGUUGACGGUUCGCCAGCAACUGACAAUGAUGACUUCACGUAACAUCAAAAGUGACUUCAGGGUUGUCUCAUACAAUGUCCUGGCAGACUGUUACGUGUUCACUGAAUGGGCUAUGCGCAAUAUGUACCCACAGUGUCCUAAAUACAUCCUACCUAUGGAGUAUCGCAAACAGAUUCUCUAUCGAGAAUUCACAGAUUACUCUGCAGACAUACUGGCUCUUCAGGAAGUCGAGGAGAAGUUCUUCCAAAAUGAACUGCUUCCAUUCUUCGAAACAGUAGGAAUGACGGGAGUGUACUCCACGUUGAAUGCACGGAGAAGUGACGGAGAGGCUUUGAUCUACAAUAAGAACCUGUUCGAUUUGCGUGAGUCGAAAACCCUAUCCAUGAACGAGUCUUGCUAUGACAGUGAAGUGCUCACUAUAUUCUUGCGUAUCUGCUCCCAUGAUUUGAGAGAAGACUUCUUGUGUCGAACAACAACUUUCCAAUACUGCUUGCUUGAAAUGAAGAAGAGAUCCAAGUAUGUGCUGGUCGUGAACUCUCACUUGGCUGCCAAGCACAACUUCGAUGUUGUUAGACUUCUGCAGACAGCAACUGCUGCUCAUUUUGUCAAGUGCAAGAGCGAACAGAUUUGUGCUGAUUUGAAUAUUUCCAAAAGUAAUUUGGCAAUUUUUUUGUUGGGAGAUCUUAACUCAAGCCCUGACGCGUUUGCAACACGAUACAUGCACAAAGAGGUUUUAGACAUCGAGGAACUGGAUCCGAUGUCGGCGGGAACCCAAUUUACACUGCAGUUACCCGAAGACUUGGUUUCUAUGGAAAGUUGUUAUCCUAGAUGGAGUAUUGAAUUCACGAAUAUGGUUUUUAAUUUCACCUCAACUUUAGAUUGGAUUUAUUACAACCGAGAUGUGUUGGAGUGUGUAAAUAAACUCCCAAUGCCUUCGCUGGAGUCUGUAGCUUCUUACGGCGGCUUACCGAAUGUGGGUAUGGCAUCUGACCAUUUAGCUUUGGUUGCGGAUUUCGCAUUUAUUACAUGACAGUAAAGUCUGGGUGCAAAUAUUGGAAUUAAAUUUUAUCGCGAGAGUUAUUUUGUUUAUUGUGAUACUUAAAUGUGAAUUAACUUGCCAAAUAAAAUGUAAAGUUUCUGUCAAUGAAAA
Molecule: messenger RNA, 1767 nt
Organism: Symsagittifera roscoffensis
Lineage: Eukaryota; Metazoa; Xenacoelomorpha; Acoela; Convolutidae
Product: 2',5'-phosphodiesterase 12-like
Exons: 5
Coding region: 1-1647 (548 amino acids)
Biological process (GO): nuclear-transcribed mRNA catabolic process, deadenylation-dependent decay
Cellular component (GO): mitochondrion
Molecular function (GO): 3'-5'-RNA exonuclease activity
Source: RefSeq, a predicted model, not a curated record